Messenger RNA from Aspergillus ruber CBS 135680, 381 nucleotides. Its product is annotated as huntingtin-interacting protein K. Bases 1 to 381 code for a protein of 126 amino acids. The transcript is spliced from 2 exons. Gene Ontology annotation, biological process: negative regulation of apoptotic process; protein stabilization. NCBI's taxonomy places the organism in Eukaryota, Fungi, Ascomycota, Eurotiomycetes, Eurotiales, Aspergillaceae. The record is from RefSeq and is a predicted model, not a curated record.
AUGUCAGAUCCAACUGACGACCACCACCAGCACCUCCCCGCAAACCCCGAAGACCGCAAAGCCGCCGCAGCGCUGUCCUCGCUCAACGAUGACCUCGGCAGUCGAGACCCCACCGCGGACCAGGAAGCGCUCGGGAAAGCGAUGAGUCGGUUGGAGAUUGCGGCGGGUCAGGGUGGGCAUACAGGUGGGAAUGCUACUGCUAGCGCGGGGCAGACAAAGACAGAGCCUCAGGUGCAAGUGAAGGUGGCCAAGGUUAAGGCGGGGGAUGUCAAUCUGUUGGUGAGGGAAUUGGAUCUGAGCCAGGUCAAAGCGACGGAGCUGUUGAAGGCGAAUGAGGGAGAUGUAAAGAAGGCUAUACAGGCUUUUAUUGCAGUUGCCUAG